This is a messenger RNA of Rotaria sp. Silwood2, 996 nucleotides long. The record is from the annotation of a GenBank genome assembly. NCBI's taxonomy places the organism in Eukaryota, Metazoa, Rotifera, Eurotatoria, Philodinida, Philodinidae.
UGGCGAACUGUAUUCGUCGAAAGCUUUGUAAUAAUAAUUAUUAAAUCAUAUUUAUCAUUUUGAAAUUCAUCAAAUCAUCAAAAAUAUGAUCAUUUACAUUUAUUUAUUAUUUGAAGAAAAAAGCAUGAAUUUGGAAUUGAACGUUUUAUUCGUAAUGAAUUCGACCAAUUCUAACCAACUACAUAUAUGUACUGAUAGAAUAGUGGCACCAUCACCAUCUAUAACUGUACAUUAUCAUUUUCUAUAAGAACAUCUACAUGGAAAAAUGAAAGAAAAAUAAAAUAAAAGAACAUAAAAUGAAUUUAUGCGUACAAAUAAAUAAUUUUUUAAAGUUUCAUAUAACAUAUGAUAAUCUAUUCAUUAUUGAAGAAAAAUCCCAUUUAAAUUACAUUUAUUAGAAAGAAUAUUAAUAAAAAUUUUUUAGAUGAAACUUUGCAAAUCAAACAUAAUCAAGCAUAUUGUCUUUCGAUGGAUAAUCAAGGUCCCACCACAAAUAGAUCACAAUUUUUUAUUACAAUAUCCAAAGCAGAACAUCUUGAUGGUAAACAUGUCGUUUUUAGUCAUGUUAUAUCUGGUCAAUCGGUAGUCGAUACUAUUCAGAAUAUUUCAGUUGAUUCAAAUAGGCGACCAUUACAAGAUGUUGUUAUAGUUCACUGUGGACAACUUAUUCUUGAUUCAACAAAAAUUUCUGUUGAAGAAGAAAAUAAAAAUGAUCAAUUAACAAAUACAACUAUUGAAAAAUCAAAUGAAAUAUCUGAUCACGAGAUAAGGGUACCUAAAAAAACAAUUGAUCUCGAUGUAAUAUCAAAAAUACCUGUUGCUAGAUUUUUUAUACAAAAGAAUUUAAAUGAUGAUGAUGAUGAUGAUGGUAAUAAUAAUGGAACAUCACAUACUAGUGCAAGUGAUUAUCUUUCAUCAAAAAGAAUUGAUUCAAGUGGUCGAUCAAUUAAAGGUCGUGGUUCUGUAGUAUUAUAUCGAAUUUUUUAUUUAAUUUAA